GCCGCAUCUACUGCGAGAAUGAAGACCAUUCUCAGCAAUCAGACUGUCGACAUUCCAGAAAAUGUUGACAUUACUCUGAAGGGACGCACAGUUAUUGUGAAGGGCCCCAGAGGCACCCUGCGGAGGGACUUUAAUCACAUAAAUGUAGAACUCAGUCUCCUUGGGAAGAAAAAGAAGAGGCUCCGGGUUGACAAAUGGUGGGGGAAUAGGAAGGAACUGGCCACUGUUCGCACUAUCUGUAGUCAUGUACAGAACAUGAUCAAGGGUGUUACACUGGGCUUCCGUUACAAGAUGAGGUCUGUGUAUGCUCACUUCCCCAUCAACGUUGUUAUUCAGGAGAAUGGUUCUCUUGUUGAAAUCCGAAUUUUUUGGGGUGAAAAAUACAUCCGCAGGGUUCGGAUGAGGCCAGGUGUUGCUUGUUCAGUAUCUCAAGCCCAGAAAGAUGAGUUGAUUCUUGAAGGAAAUGACAUUGAACUUGUGUCAAAUUCAGCUGCUUUGAUUCAGCAAGCCACAACAGUAAAAAACAAGGAUAUCAGGGCUUCCCUGGAUAUCAGAAAAAUUUUGGAUGGUAUCUAUGUUUCUAAAAAAGGAACAGUUCAGCAGGCUGAUGAAUAAGAUCUGAGUGAUCCAGUUACAGAAACCGCAAGAGGCCAGGCUCAUAUGUGAUAUUUUAAAAAUGAAUAAAAGCUCUUUUGACUUGGAAA
Molecule: messenger RNA, 704 nt
Organism: Lagenorhynchus albirostris (white-beaked dolphin)
Lineage: Eukaryota; Metazoa; Chordata; Mammalia; Artiodactyla; Delphinidae
Product: large ribosomal subunit protein uL6-like
Exons: 3
Coding region: 19-615 (198 amino acids)
Biological process (GO): cytoplasmic translation
Cellular component (GO): cytosolic large ribosomal subunit; ribosome
Molecular function (GO): structural constituent of ribosome; rRNA binding
Source: RefSeq, a predicted model, not a curated record